Messenger RNA from Folsomia candida, 1290 nucleotides. RefSeq lists its product as uncharacterized. The record is from RefSeq and is a predicted model, not a curated record. Bases 79 to 1290 code for a protein of 403 amino acids. Lineage: Eukaryota; Metazoa; Arthropoda; Collembola; Entomobryomorpha; Isotomidae. The transcript is spliced from 7 exons.
UAAUUUUUUACUCUUCCGUCUCCUUCAUUCCAAACAGAACAUCGCUCUCAAACCAAUAAAACACAUGCAAGUUACAACAUGAAGAAAAUAAUCAUAAUAUUCUUCAAAUUCGUGUCUGCGACUUGGAGUCUUGAUUCUAAUCCACCUACGCUACGGUUCAAUCAUUCCGUUGCUGGCACUACGUGGCAGCUCUGGGAACCGAGUGAUAGCAUUCCUGAUUUUGUUUCAAAUACGAGUCGUCAGUUCGGUUUGGAAUGUGAGGCACCUUAUCCGAUUCAGAUCAAUGUUGAAGGAUUCAUUGGCAAGUCGCCAAAAUAUCAGUAUUGGAAAAUUAAUCGACGCGAAUCAGAAAAUUCCACCGUAACGAGAUUUAGUGCCUUUGUAAGAUUUGAUUAUACAUCUCAAUUUCUUGGCCUCGCUGCUGCCCUCGUAUGUCAAGGAUCUCCCCGACUGAAAAGUUCUAUGAGAAUUUUUAUUAAAGAUAAAUGUGUGAUGCCAAACUGCAAAGAAACGCUGAUAGUGGUGGAUAGCACGCUCAUUCCUUGUCCAACAACAAACCCGGAUGUGGUCAUACGCCUACGACAAAUUGCAGCAAAUAAGACGCUGCAACGUGUAAAUUAUACAACCUAUGAUCCGACCAGAGGCUUCCAAUUAUCGGAGCCAAUCCAAGGAAAUUUUACUUGCACCACAGGCGAUGAAACGGUCUCGGUAAUUUCUAAAGUGACAAAGUACGAAAACUUAACGUCUUAUUCCCCCGGAUCAGCCUCAUUAGUUCUUGGCUAUGUGAAUGAGCCACUCCAUUUCACCUGCAAGUCACCCAACUCAAUCGAAAUCUUAAAUAAUGACCCCCAUCUGGUCUUUAACUUCACCUUGGACAGCGAGGUUGAGAAACACUUCUCCGUUGCACGAACCCAACCCACCAGGGUGGGCAAGAGAACGGAGGAGGCAGCAUGGUCAAACAUCCGGGAAGGGAAUGGAAGCAGGAAAACGAGAAAAAUAUCUUGUGUAAAUCCGGAUCAAACGAGGAAUAAUGUUACAGAAAUCGUUUCCUGGUUUUACGACAUUAUCGACUUUCCUCCGCUUUGCACCGUGCGACGGAUUGAACUUUUUGUGGCCACGCGCAUUUUCAACUUUCCCGUAAGGAUAUCAUGUGUUCUCUAUAUCUCUGUUAUUCCCCAUAAUAUCCAUUCCUGCACGAUAAUGCAAUGUUCGCCCGAUUUUGAACCGAGGAAUCGAAAUAUGAAGAGAAGCUUCCUUCGUGGACAUGAUGAAAAUUACUUGGUUAAAUGA